AUGCCUAGAACAAAAGAGCUCACUGAGUUUUUCAGAAAGAAGGUUACAGAUGUCUAUCAGUCUGGGAAGGGAUUUAAUAAAAUCACAAAACUAUUGAACAUCGAUCAUUCCACUGUCAAGAAGAUCAUCUACCAGCAGAGAUUUCAAACAACUGUCAACUUGGCCAACCCAGGCUGUUCCAGCAAGUUCAACCCAAGAGCUGAAUGGAAGAUGCUGAAAGAACUCUUUAAGAACUCCAGAAUUUCAUCCUGUGACCAAAGGCAGCUCUUAUCACUAUUGGUGACAAAAUGGCAGUCCACAAUUAGAAAGAAACUGUACAAAUUAGACCUACAGACAGAAUUUUUGCUAUCUAUAAAGAACAUCAGGGCAAGACUAAAGUUUGCUCAUAAACACCUCGGGCUUCUGGAGCAAAGUGCUGUUGAUGGGUUUUCUCUCUCCUUACCAGCACCACAGAAUUUGACAAUUGAGUCAUAUAAUUUUCAGAAUGUAUUGAGGUGGUCUCCAGUUAAGGGAAUCAAUGGUCCAGUGUUUUACAGUGUUCAGCGUUGCUUCAGAAAUUCAGACCGAACAUGGGAAAAAGUGAAUUGUACAGAUAUCAUGAAACCUGAAUGUGAAUUUGAGUCUAUCAAGGAUUUUUAUGGAAUUACUUUGCGUGUUAGAGCUGAAGAAAGCAACUUAAAAUCUGAAUGGACUGAAACACGACGUCCCUUUGUUGCUCUGGAAGAUACCAUUAUAGGACCUCCAAGAGUAAUAAAUGUAACUUCAGCAGCUAAUUCAAUUCUUAUCAGUUUCUUGCCUCCUUUUGAGAAAAGAAGUAAUUUCUCUUCAUUUGACUAUACAAUCUAUUGGGAGAAUUCAAAAGAUGUAUCACUAACCAUGAAUACUGUACACAGACUUAAGGAUCUAAAGGAAAGUACUACAUAUUGCUUUAGGAUACAAGCAAGCCUGAAAGACCUCAAAGGAGAAAAAAGUGGUAUUUAUUGUACAAAAACUACAAUCACUGAGGGAACAAGAAUUUUCUAUUGCAUAUUGAUAUUUGUAUCUAUGCUUUUAAUACUAGCUUUAGUAUUUUUUCUGUUAAUGAUUAUUCGGAAGUAUCCAGAUAUAAUUAAGUCCUUUUGGCAACCUCCUCUAACAAUACCAUCACACUAUGGAGAGGACCUAAAUGACCCCCAAAUGAUUACAAUUGAAGAAUUUCAGAGCGCUGCUGGAGAAGAUCCUUGGGACAUUAUUUCAAUUACUUCCAAAGCAGAAGAUGAUAAGAUUCUGACAAGUUUUGCCAGUGAACACAGUUGAUAGACAAUAUGAUGAAAAAUAUUUUAUAUCAUUUACACCUUAUUCAUUACCAUCAAGUUGUUUUAGCUGCUUAAGACAUCCAGUUUCUAAGGAAGUUCUGCUCAUCCGUCUGUGUAGCAAUAUGAAUUAAGAAACUGAUUUUCAUAGCACGUUUAUUCAUUUGGAAGAAAGUCCUAAUAUUUCAGUAGGUUUAGCCUGGAUAAAUGCGUUCAGAAUUUCAGUGUGAAUGUUAGGAGAACACAAAUCCUAUUGCCUUAAUGAUUAAAAAGUUUUGUUUUUCCCUGGGCAAUAUUGUGCAACAAGGAUAGUUUACACCAGCAUUACCUCAUUAAAACUUUUUGCAAUAGAUCACGGGUAU
Molecule: messenger RNA, 1654 nt
Organism: Protobothrops mucrosquamatus (brown spotted pit viper)
Lineage: Eukaryota; Metazoa; Chordata; Lepidosauria; Squamata; Viperidae
Gene: IFNGR2
Product: interferon gamma receptor 2
Exons: 7
Coding region: 1-1296 (431 amino acids)
Molecular function (GO): protein binding
Source: RefSeq, a predicted model, not a curated record